This is a messenger RNA of Punica granatum (pomegranate), 1309 nucleotides long. The record is from RefSeq and is a predicted model, not a curated record. Lineage: Eukaryota; Viridiplantae; Streptophyta; Magnoliopsida; Myrtales; Lythraceae.
AGCAACGAUCCCGUUGAAAGAAUCCGUUCGGAAGUGCGGUUUCGGGUGGUAAUUAAUAAGGAGCUGAUGUAUGAGCAGCCACAGCUGGUGAGGAUGGACUCUAGGAAGAAGGUGAUGAUGGAGAGGAGAAGAUCAUCUUCCAUGAGGGAACAAGAGAGGCCUGAGACUGUCGACUUGAGUGGGAGGAAUUUGGAGUCUCUUGUCCCAAGCCCUUCCUUGAACUUGAGGAUCAUCUACAAACUAGAUCUCUCCAACAACAAUCUUCAAAUGAUACCGGAGUCCUUGAUUGCGAGGAUGCUUAACUUGGUGGUUCUAGACCUGCACUCGAAUCAGCUGAGAGCCCUCCCCAACUCGAUCGGUUGUCUCUCAAAGCUCAAAGUCUUGAAUUUGGCUGGAAACAAUCUGGAAUUGCUCCCAAAGACCAUAGAGAAUUGCAGAUCCCUGGAAGAGCUAAAUGUCAACUUCAACCAGUUGGUCAAGCUUCCCAACACUAUCGGUUUCGAGCUCAUCAACCUCAAAAAACUAAUAGUCGGCUCCAACAAGCUCGUGCGUCUGCCUCUGUCCACUGGCCAUCUAACCUCUCUACGCCACCUUGAUGUCAGUUUGAACUGGCUACAGGCGCUUCCAGAGGACCUUGAGAAUCUGACGGACCUCCAAGUCCUAAAUGUGAGCCAGAACUUCCACCACCUCACAUCCCUGCCCUACUCAAUCGGCCUCCUCCUCUCCUUAGUCGAGCUCAACGCCAGUUACAACAACAUCAGGGCACUGCCAGACUCCAUGGGAUGCCUCGGGAAGCUCCGGAAGCUUAGGAUUGAAGGGAACCCCCUCGUCUCGCCACCCAUGGAGGUGGUGCGGCAAGGCGUGGAGGAGGUGAAGAUGUACUUGAGCGAGAAGAUGAAUAAUAACCACAUAAGUCCGAGGAAGAAGACGAACAAGAAGACCUGGAUCAGGAAGUUGGUGAGGUAUGGAACCUUCAACUCAAGAUGUACUACUCCACAUGCAAAUGAUGAAGAGAGGAAAGGAUCCAAAAUGCUCGAUGGUUCUCGUUCUGUAAGUUACAUCUCAUCGAUGAACAUGGCAGCUUUCUCCCCGUGGCGGCUCUUCUCGCCAAAACAUCGUUCCGCCAAAUGAAGCAUGAUAUACGAGUAGGCGGGAUGGCGUCCGUGAUACCUGCAUAGAAUAAUAUUUUGUAUCAUUCCUUUUGUUUAUUCUAUUUGUAAAUUUCCAUGUUAUGUCAACGUGAUGAACAGUCCAUCGAGAAGCAUAAAGUUAAUCAGUGAAUACAAUGUAGUGAUUUAUGUUCUUAUUA